CAUUCGUCUCCAUUGGCUCGAUCCCCUGUCGUCCUAAUUUUCUCUAGAGAGAAAAAAAGAAAAAAGAAAAAGAGUGACAGGGAUAGAAGAAAAACAGAGAAAUGGGAAGAGCUCCUUGUUGUUCUAAGGUUGGACUCCAUAGAGGUCCAUGGACCCCUAGAGAAGACACAUUACUUACCAAAUAUAUCCAAUCUCAUGGCGAAGGUCACUGGAGAUCUAUGCCUAAAAAAGCUGGCCUGCUUAGGUGUGGAAAGAGCUGCAGACUAAGAUGGAUGAACUACCUAAGACCAAACAUAAAGAGAGGGAACAUAAGCCCUGAUGAGGACGACCUUAUUAUCCGACUACAUUCGCUUCUGGGAAACCGAUGGUCUCUCAUUGCCGGCAGGCUUCCUGGUCGAACUGAUAACGAGAUAAAGAAUUAUUGGAACACCCAUCUCAGCAAAAAACUCAGAAGCCAAGGAACCAACCCGAAUACCCACAAAAAGUUGUCGGAGGACCCGGCCCAAGGAUUAAAGAGAAAAAACAACAACAAAAGCAACGGCAGGAAGCAGAAGAGCAAGAGUACUACUACUACAGCAAAUCCAGAUCAUCAUCGUCGUCGUCAUCAUCAGCCAGAGAAGCCAAAGGUUCAUCUCCCCAAGCCCACAAGGGUUACUUCUUUUUCGAUGCGAAGAAACGAAAGUUUUGAACAUUGCAACACGUCAAAUGUGGAAAAUAAUAUUAUUAAUCCUUGGUGCGAGUUCAAAGAUGGUGAAAAUGGGGCAGCUGGGUUUCUCGUUGGUGGCGGUGGUGGUGAUGAUCAUCAAGAUCAUGAUCAUGGUAUUGUCAACGGCUCAGAUUUCGAUUGCCAGUCUGAUCAUAUUAUACCGACAGGGGAUAACACGCUGGAGAAGCUGUAUGAGGAAUAUCUAGAACUACUCAAGACAGAAGAAAGCCAAGUUGAACUCGACGCCUUUGCUGAAUCGUUAUUGAUCUGAAAGGGAUGGAGUGAAAGAAACGUACGCACAUGUGAAAGGGGGUUUUAGAAUGAUAUUGAAUUGAAAAAGAAAGUUUGAAUCUUAGUUUCACGUGCUUACCUUCUGAGUUCUGGCCAACUUAAUUAGGUUAGAAACAGUGCUUUCACGUCUAGCUAUAAUGCGUCAUAAUAAUACAAUCGUGAUAAUGACGUGUAGGUCCUGCCGCUUAAUUGUCACAUUUUGUUCUGUUUUUUUCCCCUUCUGUUUUCUGCUAGGUAUGUAGGGUACUUGUUAUAUGUCACAUGUACGUAUAGGCCAAGUGUAAGUAUGUAAUUAGGGUGGUCCCUAAAGCCAAAAUGAUUUAAUCUAUA
Corylus avellana is the source of this 1327-nucleotide messenger RNA. RefSeq lists its product as uncharacterized. The record is from RefSeq and is a predicted model, not a curated record. Lineage: Eukaryota; Viridiplantae; Streptophyta; Magnoliopsida; Fagales; Betulaceae.